AUGGCUACUCUCGCUUCCUCCUCCCUCAUCCCUUCUUCGCUCUGCUUCUCCGCCGCCUCCGCCGAUGGUCCUCCGUCCCUCUCUUCUAAUUUUUCCGCCUUUUACGACGGAGGUACCAAUCUCAGGUAUCACAAGAGUUUCUUAUCCGUCUCAUCUUCUUCCUCUAAUCGAAAUCGACGGGGAUUCUCUCGCCGUUCCGUCGUCGUGUUUGCUGCUUCCGGAGACUACUACUCUACUCUCGGUGUGCCUAAAUCUGCUAAUUCCAAGGAGAUUAAAGCUGCGUAUCGACGCCUGGCUCGUCAGUACCAUCCCGAUGUCAACAAGGAACCUGGAGCAACCGAGAAGUUCAAGGAAAUCAGUGCUGCCUAUGAGGUGCUAUCAGAUGACCAAAAGAGAGCAUUAUACGAUCAAUAUGGCGAAGCCGGAGUCAAGAGUACAGUAGGAGGAGCUUCUGGUACUUACACGACAAAUCCCUUUGACCUUUUCGAGACAUUCUUUGGUGCGAGUAUGGGAGGAUUUCCUGGCAUGGACCAAGCUGAUUUUGGGAGAACCCGCCGCAGUAGGGUUAUCAAAGGUGAAGAUUUGCGGRGAGUUUGUACUAGAAACCAAUGCAUUUAUAGACGAAGGGAUCUCUUCUUUAUUCUCUGGUAUGACAUCACCUUAGAACUCUCGGAGGCUAUUUUUGGUUCCGAGAAAGAAUUUGAUCUUACGCAUCUGGAGACAUGCGAAGCUUGUGCUGGCACCGGGGCGAAAGCAGGAUCCAAGAUGAGAAUAUGCUCCACUUGUGGUGGGCGGGGUCAAGUUAUGAGAACUGAGCAAACACCAUUUGGCAUGUUUUCACAGGUUUCUGUAUGUCCAAACUGUGGUGGAGAUGGUGAGGUAAUAUCGGAAAGUUGCCGGAAAUGCUCUGGAGAAGGACGUGUGCGUAUAAAAAAAAGCAUCAAAGUCAAAAUUCCGCCAGGAGUUAGCGCAGGUAGCAUCCUUAGAGUUGCCGGAGAAGGUGAUUCUGGUCCCAGAGGUGGCCCUCCAGGAGAUUUGUAUGUAUAUCUUGAUGUUGAAAAUGUCCGAGGAAUUCAAAGGGAUGGCAUAAACCUUUUAUCUACCCUUUCGAUCAGUUACCUAGAGGCUAUACUGGGUGCGGUUGUUAAGGUGAAAACAGUUGAAGGAGACACUGAACUGCAGAUACCUCCGGGUACUCAACCUGGUGAUGUGCUGGUCCUGGCAAGGAAAGGUGUGCCAAAAUUGAAUAGACCGUCUAUCCGUGGUGACCAUUUGUUCACAGUCAAAGUUAAUAUACCAAAUCAAAUAAGUGCUGGAGAGCGGGAGUUGCUGGAGGAACUUGCAUCUCUGAGUGACACAAACAGCAGCCGGACACGAACUCGUGCUAAGCCUCAGCAAUCCGCUACUGUAAGCACUGCACCCCGUAGCUCAGAAAACAGGACGACAGAUGAAGUUAGUGAGACAAACCAAGAACUGGAGCAAGAAAACGACUUGUGGAAGAACAUCAAGGAUUUUGCAGGAUCGGUGGCAAAUGGAGCUCUGAAAUGGCUGAGAGAUAACCUGUAG
This is a messenger RNA of Arabis nemorensis, 1566 nucleotides long. The record is from the annotation of a GenBank genome assembly. NCBI's taxonomy places the organism in Eukaryota, Viridiplantae, Streptophyta, Magnoliopsida, Brassicales, Brassicaceae.